Molecule: messenger RNA, 3918 nt
Organism: Athene cunicularia (burrowing owl)
Lineage: Eukaryota; Metazoa; Chordata; Aves; Strigiformes; Strigidae
Gene: CCND1
Product: cyclin D1
Exons: 3
Coding region: 178-639 (153 amino acids)
Source: RefSeq, a predicted model, not a curated record
GAGCACACUGCCUGCGCCCCGCCGCCAGCGCGGGGAGCGGGCUCGGCCGGGAGAAGGGACCGGCCCAGCUGCGGCUAGUGCUGGUCCGACCGCGUGCGAGCGGAGCUAACCACAUUUUUCCCUCUUCUCCUUCCUCUUCUCUUCUUCCCCCUUCCCUCCCUCUUGUCUUUGCAGCAAAUGGAGCUGCUUCUGGUGAAUAAGCUGAAAUGGAAUCUGGCUGCAAUGACCCCCCACGAUUUCAUUGAACAUUUCCUUACUAAAAUGCCUCUGGCAGAGGACACCAAGCAGAUCAUCCGUAAACAUGCUCAGACUUUUGUGGCUCUGUGCGCUACAGAUAUUAAAUUUAUUUCAAACCCACCUUCCAUGAUCGCAGCUGGCAGUGUGGUAGCAGCUGUGCAAGGCCUGCAUCUGGGGAACACUAACACUUUCCUCUCCUAUCAAUGCCUCACACAUUUCCUAUCACAAGUUAUCAAAUGUGAUCCGGAUUGUUUACGAGCCUGCCAAGAACAGAUUGAAUCCCUCCUUGAAUCCAGUCUACGUCAGGCACAGCAGCACAAUGUAUCUUCAGAAACAAAGACUGUAGAGGAUGAAGCAGACCUUUCCUGCACACCUACUGAUGUGCGAGAUGUGAACAUUUAAGAGGACUUCUUCUAAUGGGUUUGCUUGGCGAGAAAAGCAAAGAAAGGGCAUCUGAGAAGGAAUCAGCAUCAGGAUCUCCCCCCCAGAAACCCUUUUCUCCAGGACAUUUUUAUACCAGAAGGGAAAACCAGUCUUGUUAUAUUUUUUUUCUUGCUCUGUCUCCCUUCCAUCUGUGACUUCAAACAAACAAAUAAACAAAAAAUACCCCAAAAACUGUCUUAAAAAAAGAAAAAAAUAGUAUUUGCAUUACCCCCAGGGGUUUGUGCUACAAAAAUAGAGGAUUUUAUACAAUAAUAAUCAACUAGUUUUUAUAUUAAAGUGUUCUUGUCUGUAUGUUGUAAAAAUAGGCAUUAACACACAAAAUGUCUCCAGGGGAGGUAUUAGAUUUGAUUUCUUACAUAUAAAACAAACCAACCAACCAUUUUUAAAGUAGAAGAGGGUUAGGGUUUUUUUUUUUUUUUUUUUAGAUAGUAAAUGAAAUAUUCUUUUUCUUUAAAAAGCAUAGCUUUAACGCAGUUCUAGGCUUUUCUGUAUCUUGCUUGCUUAUGCAUUUAGUCACUUUAUAAUUCAUCUGUAAAUGUUUAUUUUAUUUCCUUAGGUUUUUUUAUCCUCUUCACCUUAUAAAUGGUUAACGUAACCCAUAAGUUAGUGUAUGUUAGGAUGCAGCAUUAUUAUAUGUUAAUCUUUUUUUUGUGCCUGUGGAUUGCCUGUGCAUAAGGCAUUUGUAGGGUUCCAGCUUAGCAUUGUUGGGAAAGGCCAAUGUACUACUCAUACGAUACUCUAUUAUAAAGAGAAACCGAAAUAGUGACAUAAUAUAUUAUAUUUUUGUAAUCUUCAUAUUUUUGUAGUUACCUGUGUAAAAAUGCUGGUCUGACCCCACAGAUAUUCAGCCUAAUUAUGGUCAGGUUCAAUCCACAGUUCAGUCUUUUUUUUGUUUGUUUGUAAUAUUCUAAAACCAUUCCAUUCAAAGCACUUUCAGUCCAUUAGAUAUAGGAAAUACAUUCUUUUAUUGUGUGGGAAUUUUUUUUUAAUGGAAUGGUUUGGAAAUAUAUAAAGUGCUUGUUCGCAAACUUGGAAUUGCAAAGCAAGUGCAUUUAACUAUGGUGUUAGAGGAGAGGUGAUUUUUUUUUUUUUCCGAAGGUUGUGUUCCAGUGAGAGAAAUUGCAUUCACAAAUUGCCAGGAUAUCUUCCUAUCCUUUUCUAUAGAAAAGUUGAAGUUUAGAAUCCUUUGGUGCCAACUCAUCUUUAUAAAUUAGGGGCCUUAAAGGUUCACAUAUAGGACACAUAGUUUAAGGAUUGUCGCUAGAUGUUUUACAACUGAAGGUUUUUAAACACUAAAAUAUAUAAUUUAUAGUUAAGGCUAAAAAGAAUAUUUAUUGCAGAGGAUGUUCGUAAGGCCAGUAUGAUUUGUAAAAUAAUGCAAUCGCCCCUUUUUUAAAAAAAAAAAAUCUUUCUACCCUUGAUGUUGCAGUUUUAACACAGCUUAUUAAAGAAAAAAGGACACGCUUCAAAGAACAAACCCAAAACAAAGCAGUCUAUUUGGCCCCUUCCUAUACAUUUUCAAAAGCAGUCUAACCAUGAAAAAAACGCCAUAGUUAAUAGAUAAUGAAAAUUGGAUUACUUGAAAGAAGUUCUUAUUCCAGUAUAUGCCCCACUUUUUUAUUUAGCUACAAAUAGAAAAUUUGCACAUCUUGGCUAUGUAUCUUUUUAUUAUUAUUUUAGAAAGUAGCUGAAGGGACGUGGACAUAGCUGUUGAAGUUGAUGCUCGAGGAGAAUGUGAUGGUGAAAUGUAUGUGAGAAAACUGCCGCUAAGGUGUUGAUUGUAAAAAAACAAAACAACAAAAAAACAACAAAAAACAGAAAAAAGAAAAAAAUUUUAAAACAAAAAAGAAAAAGAAAAAAGAAAAGGAGUGGAUGCUCCAUUUUUAUUGAGCUGCUAUGGAUAAAUUCCCAGCAUGGUUUGAAAAAAAAAUUAACAUUGCUUUUCUGUAUCUUUGUCAUUGUGUUUUGCUGCUAUUUUGUGGAUCAGUUUUUUUUUUUUUUUUGUUAUACAAUGUCAUAUACUGCCAUGUUAUAGGUUUUAAUUUUCUCAUAGAAAAUUAUAUUAUUGACAUCAUUUUUUUGUAGAUUUUUAUGUGAUCAAUUUUUACUUAAUGUGAUUACUGCUCUAUUCCAAAAAGGUUCCUGUUUCACAAUACCUCAUACUUCAGUUAACCGUGUCUAGACCAGGUUUUAAUGUUCGUACACAGUGCCUCAUAGUUCUACUGCAAAUGGAAAUGCAUCGAACGUUAUUCUGAAUGGGUCUCGCGAUUUGCAACUAGGUUGCAUUAAUUUAAAAACAGCAGACAUUUCAGAAGAUCAAGUAAUGUCAGUUUUUUUGUUAUGCAUUUUAUAAAGCUGGAUUCUUUGUCUGAUCUGGGGUUUAUUAUCAUAGUAGUUUUAAGCUGUGUUAUUAGCCACAUUGAUAUAUGAAAGGUGCAUUAUAAUAUAACUUUUGUAUGCCGCCUGAUGUGGUUUCCUAUCAGCUGGGACACAUCAUUUGGUAUGAUAGGUUAUCUUCUGGAACUCUUAAGUAUUUUGUGUGUUUAAUCUGUUAUGAUAUACUAGUUUUUUGUUUUGGUGGGUUUUUUUUUUUUUUUUUUUUUUUUUUUUAAUUAUAGCAUAAUGCUAAUUAAAAAAGCCUGUAAAUCUCAUAAAUAAGCCAGCUAACAGAGUUGUAUGCUGAAGAAUAAUCUAGCUGUUGCCUGUAUGCUGCUAAACCAAAAGAGAAUUAGAACUCAUUUUGAGGCAAAUGCAGUUGAGAUCCUACAUAGUGCAUAAAUAAAGUAUUACAAUGCUACUAGCAGUCGCAGGACCCAGGAGGACUGGAUACAUUCUGUCCAAAUUUCAGGAACAUUUCUUACUGCUUACCUCAUAAAACACUUCUGUUUGUGGCAUCUCUGUGUCUCUGAACCAAACAUGAUUAUUGAGUUAGUGCUUGUUGGUUUAUAUUAUGUGUUACACUGAGUGGCAGUGUGUACUGCAAAUUUCUUUAAAAUAUUGUAUGUACUAAAAGGCCAAAUCCAGAUAAGUGGGUUCAUGUGCCAACAGAGAUGCUUUAUUUGUCACAUUAUUAUAACAAUCUGUAGUAAGCAAGCAAUUCAGAUUUGUACAUUUUUAUAUUGUACUUAUUGGCAUCACUGGUCUGAAAUGCACAUUUUCACCAACAGACCUGUAACAGACAAGUUUCCAGCAAAAAAAAAAAAACUAAAGUCUAGAAAUAAAAUUGGUAAAACCCAA